Molecule: messenger RNA, 4451 nt
Organism: Tigriopus californicus
Lineage: Eukaryota; Metazoa; Arthropoda; Copepoda; Harpacticoida; Harpacticidae
Product: irregular chiasm C-roughest protein-like
Exons: 13
Coding region: 1018-3801 (927 amino acids)
Biological process (GO): cell-cell adhesion
Cellular component (GO): cell-cell junction
Molecular function (GO): cell adhesion molecule binding
Source: RefSeq, a predicted model, not a curated record
AAGUCCACCGACCUCCUCCAGCCCCCGACUCAGUCUAAAUACCGCCAGACCUAAGAGACCCAACUCUUCCCCCCCCCCUUCCCAAUUCCAAGCGGUGAUCCUCUAAGUCAUUGCCCCAUGAAAAAAAAUUGAGACCUCGAAGGCAGCUUGAAAGUGGUAGGGAACUAACGCCAAAGAAGAGCGUGUAUGGCUCUCUUGGGCCUGUGUGCCAUGGAACAACUGGGAUAAAGCCGUCUGCGCUUUUGGAGCGACUUCGCACAGAACGAACACGACUGAAUUGAAGGGGAAAGAAAGAAAGACAGAGAGAGAGAGAGCUAGAGAUCGGUGGAUUUUUCUUGGAUGGCUUCAAGCUCUCGUCCCGUUUGAAUGAGCUUCUUGUCCUCGCUGAGCGAGCGAGAUACGAUACGUGUUCCUCAUCUCGUCAUCUCGACGAUUUCGUUGUUUCGUCGUUAGUCGAAGUUCAAACAUCUGUUAGGCCAGAGUGGGUGAUGGUGCCGGUGAGUGGCUCGUUUUGUUAAUGUGGUGAGACAUUCGCGGGAAUUCCUUCACACAAAUUGCCAAAGACAUUCACAACGUGAAAAGGUGUUGGUUGGAGUAGUUCAGUUCCAUGCUCCUUCGGGUGAGAGAACGAGAGAAAGGGUCAAGGAAACUGUGAUGAUUAAGAUCCUGGGCGAGUGACUACAUGCAUGCAUCCAUGGAUGUAUGGAUGGAUGGAUGAAGAAUCCACCCCGUGCCUUAAUGCCCAGAACGACGAAGUGUGAAUAUCCCUGGCUUGAGCCUAGAUUCAAACGGGCGUGCAAGAUUGCCAGAAGUGGAAAAUGUGUGUGAAACAACAUCAGCCGUGUAAUUUUCAAUUUCACGAACAUUAAUUCUCGACUACGCAAGGCGAACUUCAAUCAAGAAAAUGCAAAGGCUUCACUGCCAAUUUUGACCCGCCCAUGCCAGCCAGUUGACAAUUUGCUCAUUUCUAAGAACUAGAGAAGAUCAACGAGUACAUCAACACCAACGCAUGCAAAAAUGGGACCGACUUGGAGAGCCUUGGUGUGUCCCGGUUGGGGUGCUCUUUUGCUAUUGCUGUUAAUACCAACCCGGAUUUGGUGCUAUGUGGAUGACUCGCACCUUCCGUUCAAAUUCAUCACUCAACCCAUGGACAUUGAAACUCAGAUUGGAUCCCGCGUCAUUUUGCCGUGUAAGAUCCAAAACCCUUCAAGUGGAGUUCAAUGGACCAGGGAUCAGUUUGGUUUGGGACCGGGGCGAGAGCUGUCGUCUUGGACGCGCUAUCAGAUCAUUGGAAACGACCCCAAGCGAGAUUGGAAUCUUGAGAUCCGUAAAGUGGAACUCGACGAUGAUGCCACCUACGAAUGUCAGCACUUGAAGUCACGCAGCCGUGCUGCCAAACUCACUGUCUUUGUUCCACCUGACAACCCUUACGUAAUAGGCGGGCCCAGGAUUGACGUGAUUGAAAACCUGAAUGUGACCUUAACUUGCGUGUCCGAAGGUGGCAAACCGGCUGCUACAAUUAAGUGGUAUGACGAGAAUGGUGAUCUAAUCAGUGAUACCGAUUACCGCACGGAGCCCAUGGUUUCCAACAGCAAGUUGUUCGUAUCCAAGUCUUCGAUCUCUUUGGUGCCCAGCAAACGCAUGCACAACGCGACUUACAAAUGCGAAGCCGGGAAUCAUGUGGGUGCCAAUCGCCCAGCUUUUGUCAGAUUUCAAGUCAAGUUCGCUCCAAGUGUCACAGUGGUCCCCGUUCGUAGAGGAAUGCCUCUUCAAGGAGAAAAAGCCGGAUUUCAAUGCUUGGCCGAAGCCAAUCCUCCCCCGUAUGCAGAAAAGUAUCGUUGGUACUUUGACGACAACCUCAUCGAAGGCCAGUACGGAUACUACUACGAGAUCCAGAAUGUGACCAAAUCCUACCACAACCAUCAAAUCAAAUGCUCUGUCCAGAAUGAACUUGGCACCGCCUCAGGGAUUCGCACGAUUGAAGUUCAAUAUCCUCCCGUGUUCAUUUAUGUGCCCUCAAACGCAGCGGGAAAUGAAAUGGACCUGGUGACCUUGAGAUGUGCGGCAGAUAGCAAUCCAGCGGCCAAUUAUUUCUGGACCAAAGGCACCUCCAAUGAGAGAAUCAGCGUGGACCAGAAUUUGAGUAUCCGCGUUCAAUCCCACACCGUGGGCGACUAUUACUGUCACGCUCAGAUCCCUGAAUUCCCGGCGAUCACGAGUCGAGCGGCUGAGGUUCUCAUGAAUGGACCACCGCGGAUCUUGAGUCCGGAUACCCAGUAUGCGAUAACGGGCGAGGAUGCCCAUUUGAAUUGUGCCUCGAGCUCGGUGCCCAAACCCACUCGAGUGGAAUGGAGCUUCCACGAUGCUGUCUUGGAUGAAACCAAUCAUCACUACCGAAUCAUCAACUCGCCCAUGUUAAAAGGAUACCGAAGCACUCUGAUCAUCAUCCGAUCUUUGACCACCGAUUUCGGGCUCUACACUUGUCGUGUCACGAAUGACUUGGGAACAUCCGAGCUCGAGAUCGCACUCGAAGUUGAAAGGCCAUUCCCUCUGAUGGUGGCCAUGAUCAGUGCGUUCACAUUCGUGAUCCUCAUUCUCGUGACCACCAUUUUCGGGAUCCUGUGCCGACGAAGAUUCCGCCAGAACUCGAAGCAGUUGAAGGGACACACGAACAAUGUGAGCAAUGCACACACCGGAACGAACACGCAAAUGGCCACAGCCAUGAAUAACAUGAUCAAAAACAAUAACCUCGAUCGACUGUCGGAUACUUCAAAUCUCAAACCGGAUCUGGAGACACCUUCGUUUUCUAACGACGCCGACAGCGCUUGGGAGGGGUCGGAUAACCAGGAUGGAAUCAUUUAUGGUCGAGCAGGCGGCACUUUGGGCGUCUCUUCAUCCCAAUUGUUACGAGAGAUGGAUCCGGAUUUCCCGCCAAAACCUGACGUGGUGAGUAAUGGCUAUGUGCCAUAUGGAAAUUAUGUGCGUGAAUUCAACCCGCCGUUCAACCGGCAAGGAUCUCCGCCGAUUUACGGUUCAACCACGAUUGUGACGCCCGUGAGUCCGAUUUUACCCCGCGGGGAAUUUGCCGGAGGAGGAGCUCCGAGCCAGCACGUGAUGAGUACGCUUCACAACAACAAUCGAUCCUCGUUGAACGUGGCGGAUCCCCGGUACUCCGCCACCUAUGGCAAUCCUUACUUGAGAAUGUCCGGUCAAACUUGUCAGUAUUCCACGUUUCUCCCGGCUGUUGCGCCGCCCGUCGUGCGAACGAGUUCGAAUGAGAGCAGCAACAGUAGUAGUCACUCGUUCAACCCCAACAACUACGCCGCCUCAGCUACGCCCUCCAGCCAUCCCAUGCUGCCCGCAUCAUCAGCUUCCUCGUCAUCCAACAAUAUCUACAUUCAUCCAUGCAGCAGCCCGCCCACCUCGUCCAUGUACGUAGCUACUGCCGGCGGGGACGGUCGAACCCUGCCCAACGGGCAUCCGAAUCCCUCAGGAAUUUACGGGACGGUCUCCGUUCAUCGACCGAUUGUUACAUCCACCUCCGGACAAAUUGGAUAUCAAGGAGAAGUUUGUAUGUCCACUCCUAGUCCCUCAUUGCAUAAUAUGAGUUGCUUACGAGAGGAAGUGGAGCACUCGCCCCCCAUGGACGAGGCCGACUCGCCCUCGGGCCUACACAUCAUGAACCCAAUCCGACCUCUCAAUGGAAUGCGCAGCAAUACUCCUAAACCCAGCAAUACCUCAUUAUUAGUCUCAUCCGCAUCACCCUCAUUAUCCACGUCCACCCUUGCCACGCGGGUCUAACUCAAUCCUUUCCACCUUUUUCGUAUUUUUCCCCCCAAAUAUGCCUUUGGGGCAAUUCAUCCCGCCCCCCAGACAACCCAAAUUGUCGGUGGUUGCCAUCGCUUACGGUAACGUGACCACCGCUUCGUCCUCGUUAAUAAUAGUAUGGACAACAUCUGUGAUAUCGUCAGCCCCGUUGUUGGUGUUCGUCAUACGUGGGGUGAAUAUGUGCGAAUCCAUAUCCAUGUUGCUUAGCCGGGAUCACUGAAGAAGCAAUCCACAUAUCACCUGUGCCUCUGCGUGCAAUAAAAUUGACAAACCGGAACCUCGAGGCCCGUAUGAAACCGGGGGUUUCAUUAAGCUUGCCGUGAUCGAGCCCUAACUUGUCCAAUUACCAGGUGGGCCUUUUGGGUUUGUUCGAUGACCUUCCGUUUAUAUGACACUUCAUGUAUAUCCCAUGCAUCGUUUCGAGGGUGUGGCCUGCCUUCCCCCUGUCCAAUCUUUCCGUGAUUUCCCCACCUUCUAAAUGACCUCUGACAGUCCUACUGAAACUGUUUCUAAGGCCCGCCUUGUGCUAGCCUGAUACCCCUAAGAUAGUCUCGAUGACUUGGCCACACCCUCUUAUUUAUUUGGAGGAUAAAAGAAUAAAAUCAUGUCGUUAUUCCAUCCUG